This is a messenger RNA of Didymodactylos carnosus, 2124 nucleotides long. The record is from the annotation of a GenBank genome assembly. NCBI's taxonomy places the organism in Eukaryota, Metazoa, Rotifera, Eurotatoria, Philodinida, Philodinidae.
UGAAGGAUGGAGGUAUUGUGUUUUUAUUUUUGUACAUGAAACUAUUUGUAAAAAUAUUUUUGUUCGAUCAUCUAUAGAUUUCCAUGGGAAAGCGCUAGAACGGGAGUGGAUGUUACACCUGAUUGUUGUCCAGAAGUACGUUUGUAUCAAAUGCAUAUUACCGGAGACAUAUCGUUUGCUGCUAGACAAUAUAUCUCAGCUACAUACGAUUUGGAUUGGUUACGAUCACAAGAAGAUCUUGGUGGAACAUUGGUACAUGAAACAGCUCGAUUUUGGGCAUCAAGAGCCGUUUAUAAUGAAAAGAGACAACAGUAUGAAAUCUUAAAUGUUCUACCUCCGGACGAAGAUGCUCAACCAAACAAAAAUAAUUCUGUGUAUACGAACGCAAUUGCAUCUUUAUCAAUUGAUCUAGCUGAUAAAGUUAGCUGUAUAACAAAUGAAAAUGUGCCGUCUCAAUGGCUUGAUAUUUCGAAAAACUUGUAUUUUCCAUUUAAUGCUGAAUCGCAAUAUCAUCUUGAGUAUGACAAUUUUGACAUAAAGAAUACGACAAUUAAACAAGCUGAUGUUGUUCUACUGGGUUUCCCGUUGAUGUGGCCGAUGAAUGAAGCUGUGAGACGUAAUGAUUUGUUAUUGUACGAGAAUCUGACGAGAGAUGAUGGUCCAGCCAUGACAUGGAGUAUGCAUGCGGUCGGUUUUAUUGAAUUGAACGACAUGCAAAAAGCCGAACAAUUAUUCAAGAAAAGUUAUGAAACAUACGUUAGGGAACCUUUCAAUGUUUGGACCGAAGCUCGAGCUGGUGUUGGUGCGGUAAAUUUCAUUACGGGUGUUGGCGGUUUUCUUCAAUCAUUAUUAUUUGGUUAUGGUGGUUUACGGCUCAAAUUCGAUCAAUUCGAGUUUUAUCCACAACUGCCUCCUGAUAGCAAAGAAAUGGUGUAUUGUGGCCUAAAAUAUUUGGGAAGCAUUUUGAAUUUGAAAGUAAACAUAGAUCAGUACGAAUUGCAUGUAAUCGAAUUAAAUGAAGAAAACGAAAUAAAUUAUGAAUAUGCAGAAAAUAAUGGCAAAUUAACAGUGUUAUUAAGCCUCUAUUUAUUUGUCUUAAUCGCUCUAUUUUGGCCUCAAUUGCACUUAUUCAUUUCCACCGAUCAUAAUGCAGGUCAGAUAUUAUCAUCACAACACGUGGACUCAGCAGCUUCACAUACUUCUGUGCCAUUGUCGAUGAUUCGUAGUUCACAAAUUGUCAAUCCACAUGAUUUCGAUUAUAUUAUAAAUCCUGGAAGCUCAGGUAUUUGUUCAGAUCAUAAUGAACUCUUGUUAUUAGUUUACGUACAUUCAUCCCCGGCAAAUUUUAAACGUCGUGAAGCCAUUCGUUUAACAUGGGCACAACAAGUAUUAUUUCCAAAUUUGAGAGUUGUAUUUAUGUUGGGCGCAACAGAAAAUGUAGAGAUAAUGCAACAAAUUAAAUUCGAACAUUCACUUUACAACGAUAUCGUGCAAGAAAAUUUUAUUGACUCCUACAAAAACCUAACAUAUAAAGGGAUAAUGGCAUUGAAAUGGAUUAGUUUAUAUUGUAAAAAUGUUUCUUACAUCUUAAAGACGGACGAUGAUAUUAUUAUUAACAUGUUUGUUGUUCUACAUCAUUUAUCAUUAAUUACCUAUGAAUAUCCGCAAGAAAGAUGGCGAUCGUCAGUAGCAUGUCUCCUAUGGACUCAUAUGAAAGUAAUGCGAGAUAAAACAUCAAAAUGGUAUUUAUCUAAAGAUGAGUAUCCACAAGAUUAUUUUAGUUCAUAUUGUUCCGGUUCUGCUUAUUUUAUUACAAGAGAUUUAAUCGAUGAGUUUUAUGACACAAGUUUAUACGUUAAAUAUUUUUGGGUCGAUGAUUAUUAUAUAACCGGUUUACUACCUCGUAAUUCUCGACGUUAUGUUACAUAUCAUUUUCUUAAUUCAAUUUAUAUUAUCAAUGUUGAUUUAGUUGAAGAAAGAUUUUUAAAACAAAUAGACCAACUUGUAUUUGGUCAUAUGCCUAAAUCGAUAAAUAAGAUUUAUCAACUAUGGACAUUAAUUGAAAAAACACAAAUUGAAAAAAGAAAUACAAUGAGAGAAAAAUAUCGUCUAAAACAUAUUUAG